AGCAGGAGAGAGGAGCAUCCUUCAGUUAGGCGCUUACAGAAGGGAUGUACACCUGUCGCAUGGACUGCCCGCUGUCAGACAUGCACAGACCUGGUGGAGACAAGUGAGAUAACCCUCCUGCAACGAUAUUCAGGGUCCACGAGAUAUAUGCAGGUAAUGGGUACACUUCGGGACCUCCAGUUUGCACUGCAGCUAAAGAUUGAGGAGCUCCGUCAGAGGGACACACUAAUAGAUGAGUUAGAGCUGGAGUUGGACACAAAGGACGAACUCAUCCGCAGACUUCAAGAAGAACUUGAUCGCUACAGGACUGCCCUGUCCCUCCCUGGACCCUCUACAGCCGUUGCAGCUUGUGCAGCUCAAAUUGAGGACAACCAGAGUGCAAAAAGGCAGACAGUCAUUUCAGAGCCCUUCAAUCCAGACCCAAUGACUUUCACAGUGCUUUCACACAGAAGCUGUGACAAAAGCCAGGAAUCUCGAAGGCUGAUUCAGGCAGCAUUUUUGAAAAAUGACUUGUUUAAGAACCAUGAUGAAGAAGAAAUCAAGGCCAUCACUGCAUGCAUGCACCGAACCACCAUCAAUCAGGGCUGCUUUGUCAUCCAGGAGGGGACCUCCGGGGAUCAGGCUUUUGUUUUAGAAGAAGGAAGACUGGAUGUGACAAAAGAUGGACAGAAAGUGCUCACUUUUGAGCCACAGGACAUGUUUGGAGAGGUGGCGCUUCUCUACAAUUGCACCUACAGCUACUCUGUCUCAGCACAAACAGACAGCAAGCUGUGGACAAUAGACCGCAAGAGCUACCAGUGUGUGCUCACACAAUGUUGCCUCAGCCGCCUUUCUCAUUCAGUGGAGCUGCUGAGAAGCAUUCCCUUCCUUCAGUCGUUACCAGACGAUGUCAUCAGGAAAUUGUUUGAUCAUGUGGAAGAGGCAAAUUACACAGAUGGUGAUUACAUCUUUCAACAGGGAGCCAUUGGAGACACCUUUUAUAUCAUUUGCAAAGGCCAGGUGAGUGUGACAGAGAAGAAGCCAGGCCGUCAGGAGCAGAUAGUUUUGGCUGAGCUCAAUGAGAGACAGUGGUUUGGAGAAAAAGCUCUUUGGGGAGAAGCCAUUCGGCCUGUAAAUGUGAUGGCUGUUGGAGAAGUGACAUGUCUGGUAAUAGACAGAAGGACCUUCAGAGAUGUAAUCGAAGGUUUAGGAUCUGACAGCCCUCCAGAGUUGCAGCAGAGCAAUGAAUCAAAAGUCGAACAUAAGGAGGAUCCUGCCUGUCUGGCAUCUUACACCAUAAGCGAUUUCCAGAUUAUUCGUACUCUGGGAGUUGGGGAGUUUAGUCACGUAGACUUGGUGCAACUAAAGGGCAACAUCAGAUGUGUUUUUGCCAUGAGGGUCCUCAAGAAGAAACUGAUUCUCAACAGUGGUCAGCGUGAGCACAUUCUGAGAGAGCGCAGCAUCCUGAUGGAGGCCCGUUGUCCAUUCAUUGUCAGACUAUACAAAACGUUCAGAGAUGCUGAGCAUCUUUAUAAUUUGACAGAAGCUUGUCUGGGUGGGAAUUUAUCUUGUCUACUCAAAGAGAAAGGAUAUUUAGAUGACAGCAGUGCCAAGUUCUACACAGCUUGUGUUGUCGAAGCGCUGAGUUUUCUUCACUGUCGAGGAGUCGUCUAUAGAGAUGUCAAGCCUGAAAACGUUGUUCUAGACGAGCAGGGUUAUGGCAAACUGAUUGGCUCGAGAUGUCUGAGGAGAGUUGAGGUGGGUAAGAAGACAUGGACUUUCUGCGGUACAUUGGGCUACAUGGCACCUGAAGUCAUCCUGAGCAAAGGCCACAGUACAUACGCAGAUCUUUGGUCACUGGGUGUUUUUAUGUUUGAACUUCUCAGCGGUAGGCUCCCCUUUGAUGGCUCUGAUUCGUUGAAGAUUCUUACUGCAACUGUUCAUGGCAUCGAUGAAAUCGAAUUUCCAAAAUCAUUCUGCAAAGAUGCCUGCGAUCUCAUAAAGAAUCUUUGCAGGGGCAAACCUUUAGAGAGAUUGGCCAGUCAGAGAAACAAGGCCAAGGCCAUUCAGAAGCACAAGUGGUUUGAUGGAUUCAACUGGGAUGGACUUUGCAAAAGAAAGCUGACCCCUCCACUUAUUCCCAAAGUUAACCUUCCUCUCCAACAUGCUACAUGUGCUCUUUAUUCUGCAGAAGGAGUGGAGCUGUGCACUAACUGGGAGGAUUUCUGAUCACAGUGUUCAGGCAAAGACCCAUUUUUUAGAGACAGUACCUCCCGAGACAUUAACUGCUCUCCUACACCCUAAAGCUUAGACUGUUUCAGAGUUAUAAAACCUGUAUCGAUUUACAUGCAUAAGAAGUCAGUGAUUUUGCUGCAGUCCAAAGAAAACCAAUAAACAAUCAGAUAGUU
This is a messenger RNA of Girardinichthys multiradiatus, 2387 nucleotides long. It is a transcript of the gene prkg1l, whose product is annotated as protein kinase cGMP-dependent 1, like. The transcript is spliced from 20 exons. The record is from RefSeq and is a predicted model, not a curated record. Bases 148 to 2208 code for a protein of 686 amino acids. Gene Ontology annotation, biological process: protein phosphorylation. Gene Ontology annotation, molecular function: cGMP-dependent protein kinase activity; ATP binding. NCBI's taxonomy places the organism in Eukaryota, Metazoa, Chordata, Actinopteri, Cyprinodontiformes, Goodeidae.